This is a messenger RNA of Schistocerca gregaria, 12723 nucleotides long. RefSeq lists its product as uncharacterized. The record is from RefSeq and is a predicted model, not a curated record. Gene Ontology annotation, biological process: exocytosis. The coding region runs from base 404 to 11059 and encodes 3551 amino acids. Lineage: Eukaryota; Metazoa; Arthropoda; Insecta; Orthoptera; Acrididae. The transcript is spliced from 16 exons. Gene Ontology annotation, molecular function: neurexin family protein binding. Gene Ontology annotation, cellular component: plasma membrane; exocytic vesicle.
UAUGCGUGGUGCUAGUGAGUGCGAAAGUGAAACAAUAGUUGUCUGUGUUGUUUGAAGUUUCGCCGGUUAUUAACACAAACCGCAUCUCGUCACCGACGUUCGGAGCUAUCAGGUCAUUAUAUCUAUGAUCGGAAUUUCUUCGAGUUCUCUUGCCUUCGAGGUGCGUCAAGUAGAUGAUUUGCCGCUGUAAUCCCAUACCGCCGAAAGAUUCCCUCCCGUGCAGCCACGAAAUAUCACGAAGUUGAGUGUAGACGUAAGGAAUGCCGUUCCGCUACAACUACCGAACUGCAUAAGAGCGCGUUACGCUCCGCUGGGCAAAAGGCAAUUAAACUUUUUGUCGUGCUCCGUUUAAUGACGAGUGGACAUCAGCAUCUGGAAGAGGAUACAUAUACGACCCUGGGAUAUGACAACAGUAGCGUUCAGGAAAUCUUCUGAGGAAAGCCAAAGGCGGCUGAAGGCGGAGCUGCAGCAGCUGCGUCGGCGCGGCGCGCUGCGCGCGGGCGAGGCGGCCAGUGAGUCCGGCGCCGCGUCCCCCGGAGGCUCGCCCGCCACCAGCCUGGUGGGCUCCGGCCGCGCCUGCGCCCGCUGCCGCGCGCCGCUGGGCCGCCUCGUGAACCGCGGCGCGCCCUGCAGGGCCUGCCGGCUGCUCGUGUGCCGCGCCUGCAGGCACUACCUCGAGCGCUCCCCGGACUGGGUCUGCUCCGUCUGCCACAAGCACAUGGAGAUCCAGGCGGCGACGGGGGAGUGGAUGAACGAGUACGUGCGGCGGCCCAGCAGGAGGAGGGACAACCGCGUCUACGUGCCGCCCGCAGACGUCGUGAAGCGCAGCAUCCGCCGCUCCUGGACCAUCUCCAAUCCGUCAUCGAGGUGGUCAGCAACUCGAGGCUCUCCGGAACUGAGAGCGUACAACAGUCUUCCGCGCCACCAAGAAUGCUGCUACACUUCGCUAAACCACGUACCGAGGGACAAGUCGCCCUCGUAUCCGAGGGAUGAGAGCGGCCCAUGCGGAUCUCCGCGUUCCCGCGACAGCCAGCAGUCCCAGUCCCAAACGUACAGCCUCCCAGACGACGAAGAUACGACCGAACGAUCCCCGACCAGAUCGCCGGCGGCGGCGGACGUAGAGAACCGCCCUGCGACGGCGGCGUCGACGACGAGCGAAACAGCCGAGCAGAGUCCACCGGCCGGCACGUUCAGAGACAGGAUGUCCAACUCGCCCGCGCUCAGCGCCCGGGUCCGCAGGCAGCAGUACUUCAGCUCGAGGAGCGACGACGACUCCGAGUUCCAGAGCCGGUACCUGCAGAACCACGUGCUGAAGCAGCAGCGCGCCGACGUCGGCCGCCAGAAGUCGCACGACUACGUCGCGGGCAGCGCCCCGGAGGACAAGUCGUCCUCGCCGGGCAGCAGCCCCAGCGUCCAGGAGAGCCGGCUGGCCGCCGUGCGCGACCUCAGGGACGUCACGUCGUCCUCGACGAGCCACAGCAGCCGCGAGGUGUCGCCGCUGACCAGGAGGCACCAGAGCUUCGACGUGGUGGACAGGCCGCAGUCGAGGACCGUGUCGCUGCUGCAGCACCGGCACUCCUCCGUGGACCGCGGCGGCGAGGCGGCCGCCCCCGCGUCGCCCCACCGGCGCUACUUCCUCGUCGGGCAGGACGCGCCGCACUCGAGGCACUCGCUGCUCGGCCGCGACUCGGUGCUGCCGCCGCCGCCCCACCGCCGCCCCCUGCUCAGCAGGGACUACGUGUCGUCGACGCUCGAGUACAGCGGCAACAGCGACAGCGGCGGCGAGAUCGUGGCGACGCCGCCCCCGCACGGCCGCCGCUACGGCGGCGCCAGGGACGACACUUCGUCGCUGUCCUCGCACAAGGCCGACGGCUCGCCGGUGCACGCCAGCUCUGGCGACGAUUUCGACGUCGAGCCGAUAAGCGGGACGGUCUUCCGUAAAGUGACUGUCAAGAAGAGAAGGCAGGAGACUCGUAGGGUGCUCGACAACGGUCGGUUCUCGCGGCGCAGCAGCUCGCGCGUGGUGGAGAGCGUGAGGGUGACGGAGGUGAGCAGCGACUACUGCGGCGCCGGCCGCUACCACCACCGGCACCACCAGCACCAGCACCACCACCGCCACCAGCACCACGAGCCGCUGCUGCUGGCGCCGCCGGACGUGGACGACUACAAGCUGGUGUUCAUCAGCUCCGACUCGUCGUCCAGCAAGGAGGACGAUGAGGAGGAGGAGGAGGAGGAGGACGCAGCGGACGAGGACACGGAGAGCAGCAGCUCGGCCGGCUGCGACUGGGACUACUUCGAGCAGGGCUGCUGCGCCGUCGAGGAGGUGACGCUGUGCGACCAGCACCGCGCCCCGCCGGAGCCGGCGGCGGCGGCCGGUGGUGGGGGGCCAGCUGCGGCGGCGGCGGCGGCGGCGGCGGCGCGCGCGCCCGCCAGUCCCCGGUGCGCCGCCUGCGGCUCCGCCACGGUGCUGCCGGUCCCCGUGCCCAUCCCCGUGCCCGUGCCUUUCCCCGUGCCCUUCUGGUCGCCCGCGCACCACCACCACUUCAUGCAGGACGCGGCGCUCGGCGUCUCCGGCGCCGCGGCGCCCGCCGCCGACGCCGUCGCCGCCUCCUCCACCGGCGGCGUCCGGAUCCGCAUCCGCAACUCCGCCGCGUCGGGCCCUUCGCGCGUCGUGGUCGGCCCGUGGUCGUGCUCGUGGCCGGCCGAGCUCAUCUCGCCGCUCAUCUCGGCCGCCGCCGGCAGCACCGUCGUCGCCGUCACGUCGACGGGCGCCGUGGUGCAGUGCCCGCCCGCCGUCGCGGACGUGUCGGGCGCGCCUCCGCAGAGGGCGCUCGCCGCCGUGCCCGCCUGCGAGAUCUUCAUCCGGCACGAGAGGGCGCACGAGGACCUACCUGCCACCGUCGCCGAAGUAACCUCCGCGCCGCGUCGCGAUCGCGUUUCGCUAUCGGAGGGCGAUAGCGCUGAUAAGGCCCGCGCCGAUAGCACUGACGGCGCCGUCCGUACCGUCACACGCGAGUCAGUAAGCGGCAGUGCGCGUUUCGGACCGGUCGACAAAGAGCCGCCAAUUACGGUCGCGAGUGAACCCCUCGAACAGGUAGGCGACUACGCCGUUCGGACCGUCAGCGCUACUAAUCAGCCAGUGGGCGACAAAGACAACUGCAGUAAUGCUGCCCAACCCGUCUCCGCCACCGCAGAGGCACGUCUAGAGCCGAGUGGCGAAGGCUCUGCACUCUCUAGUGAUCGCACCGUCGGUGCAACUGCGCCGGUCGCCAACGGCGUCCGAUUCGAUCUGGGCGGGAAAGACCCCGAAGGUGAGGAGCCUCCGCCAGCUGCAGAAGAACCGCGUCCCGAAGCUGACGACACACUGGAGCGCCAGCGGCGGAUGUUGCUGUCGCUCCCCAGGGAGCGCCUGCACUCUUCGUCCUCGACGUCGUCGUCCUCGUCCUCGACGUCGUCCGAAGCGUGUCAGGACUCUGAGGACGAGGGCGCUGUCACGGCGCAAGUGGCCGCCGGCUGCUACACUGUCACUGCGGGUGGAGACAGCGACGAAAGCGGCGCCGACAGCGACGAGUCCGAAACGACCUCCGCGUCUUCCGGCGGCGAGUUUUCUAAAGUGUUCGUUGUCAACAGCGGCGACGACGACGACGACGACGACGACAGCAGUGAUGCCGGCCUUCCCGAAGCGCCGGCGCAGCCGUCUUCCGGAGCAUCCGAUGCGGAAGGCGGCGACGGCGGUGCUGUUGUGCUUCUGAGGCACGCUUCGUUCGCCAGUGACGAGAAGGCUGCUGAAGGCAGUGUAAGAAACUCGUCUCCUCGGAAAAACAAGGAAGAGACAGUUGAGUGUGGUGGGAAGAAAACGAACAGGCCGACGGCGUUGUCAGAGCUAGCGAGUCCUGCAGCCACCGAAGGCUGUGACGACGGAAUUGUACUACUGAAGCACAUCAGGAAGUCGGAGGUGGAGACCGCAACAGGCGAUGCAUUUCGCCAUAGCGAUAGCAAAGGGAAGGAAAGCGAGGCAGACGGAAUUGUGCUCGUGAAACACGUCAAGAACUUGGAGGGAGGAAGUGCUGACGUUUCGGCGCGAGCGAGUGAUUUUAAUUCUGUCCCGGGUGGACUGGUUAGUGAUGGAGACAAAGAAGUCGGGGAGGAGGAGAGUGGAGAUGAAAGUGAAGGCAGUGUGAGUGACGAAAUGCAGAUGCAUCACGAUACUGGCGACAGCAGCGAUAGCGACUCUGACAGUUCCACCUUCAGCACCAGUGGCUGCGACAGUGACCUUGACUCCGGAGACGGCGGCGUUGUCCUCUUAAGGCACAUCGAAGUCGUUCCAGAGGAAGACCGCCGGGUACAUGCUCCGCGGGGUGACGUUAAUGAGUGUGGUGCUACUAAUGCCGGAAGUGUCGUUAGUGAAGCUGAGAGCAGCCCCGUCGGUGAAGGGAAGGCUGGCGUUGAAACAGAGGAUAGAGUAGAGGAAGCUACUACAGUGGAAAAAGCAACAGAGUUUCGUGAAGGUGAGUGCAAAGUUCCAGCAGUUAAAGACGAAACGGGUGGUGAAAAUAAAGACGCAGUGUUAGCUGGGGAAUUAAGCGCGUGCAUACAUGAUUUAGCUGUGAAUGACGACGAGGGAAGUGGUUCGGUUAUGACGCAAGAAGCCACUGCUGGCGUGCAAGAGGACGAGCACGGUGCAGUGGUAGUGACACUGGGAAAGGAGGAUGAGGGUUCGGUGGUUGCUGCGGUCUCCAGCGGCUCCGGUGAAGUGCCGCAGGAGCCGGAAGUCACGACCGAGCGCCCCCUGCACACACAGGACGAACAAAAGCCCCCAGGACACGCAGAGGAUGGCGCUGACUCAGCCGCGACGCAGGACACCGGAUUACCGACGUUGGAGGAAGAGGGAGCCGCAAAGGAAAGUGAUUUACAGCAAUGUUGCCCUCAGAUUACUGUGGAGGUCGUCGAGUGCGUGGAAGAUCUGACGGAGAGCAUUGUCACGCGGAUUGGCGAAGAUUCCAAGUGCUUGACAGUGACAGAAGAUGAAGUUGGACGUCUCGAUGGUGCCGAUAUCGAGUCUGCGGUAGCGGAGACGGGGCAGUUGGGAGAUGCAAGCGGCAGCGUGACGGAGGACGCGGACGCCGUAGAGUCGGCGGUACGUGAAGGAAUUCGCGAGGGAGACGAAGAUAAGGCGGCGGCAGCGGCAACAGGUGGGGGCGAACCGCUCCGGGACAGCUGGUUCGGCGGCGUCGUGCUGCAGCGCAUACGCCACCUGGACGACGAGGGCAGCGACCCGGCGCUGACCGGCGGCCGCGCCGACAACUACGACGGCCGCGCCGCUGCACGCAGUUCGCCGGAACGCUCAGAGAUGGCGCCGGCGGCCGCUGCCGCUGCAGGCGCGCCUCGCGCCGCUGCCACCCACGACACGGAGGAAGGCGUGCGGAACACCUGCAUUUCACUCGCCGCUCUCUUCGGAGAGUACGACAGUGCGAGCCUGGCAGUCCGCGAGGAUGAGGUGUGCAGAGCGGACAGCGCUGACAGUACCCGGAAGGAGGUAGCGGUGGCGCACGCCGAAGUGGACACGAUCGGCGCCCAAAAGUCUGGGGCUUCUGCAGCGGCAGAAGUACCCGUUGACAGUGCGACGCGCGUCGGAGAAAGUGCCGCGGAGAUGACGUCGGGCGAUUCCGCGCCAGCGGAACACGCUCUCGAACGUGAACGCGGGUCGGAAACUAUAACAGUUGUGGAUAAUGAGCGAGGUCCUGGUCGGGUGUCGGACGUCGAGGAUUCGACGGCGGGGACGUCAGGUGGAGAGAAGGUGGAGGAGCAGAGUUCGGAAGCGAAAGAGGCUGUGGCAGUGGAAAACCCGUCGUCGGUGGAAGCGCCCGCGAAUUUUGAAGUGUCGGAAAUCGAACAACCUGUGGAGCCGGAUGUGGCGGCGCACCUGUUGUCUCCGGAGCAGUGCGACGUCUCGAGACGGUCGAGAAGCGCGUCGGAGAGCGAGGGGACGAUAAAGCUGGAGGAGGAGGAGACGGAAAGCGGCGAAGGGAGCGACGAGGAGGAAGAGCGGCGCGACGGCGAGGGUGCGCGCGCAGCGGCGGCGCCAGGUGCGCCAUCGACGGCGGCGGCGGCGUCGGCGGCAGUCGGCCGCGGGAGCCCGACGCGAGCGGACGCGCAGCAGCAUGGCGGCGCGCCGCCGGAGCGCUACACCAGCCUCGUCAUGAUAACGCAGGACGCGCCGCAGCAGUCGGUCAGUGUGGUGACGAGCGAGACGACGACGCUGGUCCCGGCGGGCGCCGCCCCUGCCCCCGGGGGCGGGGGCGACGUGGUGGUGAGGCACACCAACUGGGAGGAGCAGGCCGCCGCGGCCGCUGCCGCCUCCGGGCUCGCCGGCUACUUCACCCUCACGCUGGAGGCGGGCCCGCGCUCCGCGUCGCCGUCGGCGAGGCGGCCGCUCGUCACCAAGACGCUGGCCGAGCCCGCCCCCGCGCCGGAGGACACCGGCCCGGCGCGCCAGCAAGAGGACGUGCACGUGGUGACCGGCGGCGACACACUCUCGGCUGUCGUCUGCCUGGAGGAGGGCCUCGCCGACGACGACUCGUGGGUGGAGGAGGUGGGCGACCGCGACGAGGACGAGUUCGCCACGUCGACGGCCUCGGAGGGCGACGACGCGGACGACUCGUCGUGCGACGAGUCCGGCGCGGCGGUCAGGUCGGCGGCGUCGUACUCGGACCGCGAGGAAGAGCUGCGCGGCUACCACCGCUCCGCCAUCGACUUCACCCUGCACACCAUCGUCGAGGAGAGCUGCGAGGAGAGCGAAGUGGAGCACGCGUCGCGCAACGGCGCCGGUUCGGGGCGCAAGUCGCGCCCCACUUCCGCCUCGGAACUGGAGAAGUACUUCUUCUUUCGGCUGGGCAACGGCGCGCCGGUCAACCCCGGCGGGGGCGGCGGUGGGGGCGGCCGGGAGCUGGACUCCAUGUCGGACACCUGCAGCUCCAUCUACAGCGAAGGGCUGGAGUCUCUGGGAGGCGGCGAAGACGGCGGCGGGGGCGCCGGAAGUCCGAGGGACGACGCCGACGCGGACGAGCUGGCGGCGCUGGCGUCCUCGCGGCUCGAGAAGUACUUCCUGACCGGCUUCAUGGGGUUCAUGGGGCCGUCCGGAGAGGGCGCCGGCGACUCGGACGGAAGCGGCAGCGUCGGCAGCGACAGCGAGGGCCGCCCGUCGCCCGAGCAGCGCCGCAAGAGGCUGGUGACGCGCGCCAGGAGGGGCCACCAGCUGUCUGUCCAGCAGAUGUCCAGCCCCUCGCAGCAGCAGCAACAGCAGCAGCAGCACGACGUGACGCCGGAGCUGUCGUGCGGGGAAGCGCCGCCCUUCUCCGCCACCGAAGACUCGUCCAGCACGGAGACCGAGGGCUUGAGCGGCAGCCUGGGCGCCCACGACGACACCGUCACCACGUUCGACCGGCCCGACGGCCAGUUCGACACCGUCAAACGCAAGAAGAAGCGCCGCAGCAGCGGCUGCCCGUCCCCGGCCGUCGAGGAACCGCCGCAGACGUCCGUCUCCACUCCGCCCUCCGCGUCGCUGGACGCCACUGCCGCGACCACCACCACCACCAAUAACAGGGAAUCCUCGGAAGACGAGGACGGCGCCAAGACGCCCCAGCCCGAAUUCCUGCUGCUGCCCUCCGACCUGUCGGCGUCGCGCAACAAGCAGCACAGCCGGGACAGCGGCUUCAUCGGCAGCUGCGACGACCUGCUCAAGGAACAGCGCACCAGCAGCGACUCCAGCAGCGCCGGCGGCAGCGAUGCGCCGGCUCAGACCGCCACGGAGACGGCCGCCACCAGCGAGACCGCCACGGCCGACAAGGAAGAACCGUCCCCGAUCCAGACGCCGUCCGCAGACAGUGACUCCGCCCGCAAAGUUCUCGCCGACUCUGCCGCGCCGGCGUCGGACGAGAAGGCGUCCCAGCCGGCACCGCCACCGCCGGCGACUUCGCUCACCCGCAAGGACAGCUUCAACAACUGGAGCUCCGACGAGGAGACCAACCUGAUGAUGUCCAAGAUGCGCGCCUUCUUCAAGACGAUGGUGGCGGCGGCGGGCGCCAACAGCUCGGGGAGGGUGACGGGCGCGACGUCGACGUCGACGCCGCAGGCCAGCCCCGGAGUGCGACCGCGCUCCAAGCCGCCGCAGCUGGUCUACUUCGAGAACGAGCUGACGCGCCUCAUGAAAACGGUUCCCGGCAUCCGCGACGACCAAGUGCGCGAGAUUGUCGAGUACCUGAGCAGCGAGGACACGUGGAGUGACUCGUACGACUCGAGCGACUACACCAGCUCGGACCUGGAGGCGCAGCACGAACACCACCUGCACCACCGCCACCAGUACCAUCCCUACGCCUACCAACCGGCUGCGCCUCCCGGCUCGCCGGCGGCCAGGAGCGACCUGCAGGAGCAGAUCUCGGCCAGCUGCCGACAGAUCAUCAACAAGUUCGACACGGCCGGCCCCGGAGACGACGGCCUGUCCGCCGCCUCCGACAGGGACCGCACCCUCGGAGGCGCCGCGGGCGUCGACGACGGCGGCGGCAUCGCCAAAGACAACGCGCUCGUCUACCAGAAGCUGGUGGCGUCUUUCUCCAAGAUGGCCAGCAACGACGCCGGAACGGCUGCCGCCCCCGGGGGCGGCUCUGUCACUGCCGGAUUCGGUGGUCCCGUCGGUGUGGCAGGGGGCGUGCCCGGCGUCGUUGGAGGCGGCGUCGGAUCUGCGAGCAGCACUCCGCACAGUUCGCCCCCGCUCUUCGCCAAGGUGAUGCAGCACAUAGGCACCAGGUUGGUGGCGCUGAUGCACGAGGUGUCCGGCGGCGAGGGCGUGGCCACGUCGAGCCCGAAGCCGCGGCUGCAUCACCACGGGCACCACCACGGCCAUCACCACGGCCACCAUCACCACCACCACCACCACCACCGGCGGCUGCAGCAGAAGCCGUCGAGCGCGUCGACGACGACGGAGGAGGAGGAGGACAGCAGCCACACGGACACGGAGCAGGGCGUGUCGGCGCCGCUGCUGCAGCUGCCGCGCUCCAAGUCGCACGACCUGCUGCUCGAGCAGCAGCAGCACGAGGCCCGCCUGCGCUCCGCCAGCAGCGGCGGACACGUCUCCGACGUCGAGCGCAGCGAGCACUCCGACUACGAGCGCUUCAGUUGGCGAGGCAGCUUCGAGUCUGCGCUGAUGGCGGCGGACUCCCGGACCAAGCUGUCGCUGCUGGCGGGCGCGGGCGGCGGCGGCGGCGUCGGCGGCUGCGGCGCGCUGCCGGAGUCGUGCAAGCGGCGCUCGGCGGGAGACCUGCUGCUCGCCAGCUCCAGGGACCAGCUGGCCGUGGACCGCGUGCGCUCCUGCGGCAGCAUCGGCGGCCUCGAGGAGGAACAGGUGGGAUGGCGCCGCCGCAGCAGCGUUCCGGACGCGGGCCGCUCGGACAAUACGUCGGCCGACGACGAAGACGAUGACGACGACGACGACGUCGGCGCCGACGAGGGCGGCGAGGAGCGCGCGCGCUCGACGACGCUGCCCCGCAGCCUGGCGCCCCCGGGGGCGGGGCCGGCGCCGGCCACGUCCAACUCCCUGCCGCGGCUGCCGCCCUCGCUGGCCGGCAUGCACAAGGCGCACAGCGUGCACCACCUGCUGCAGGCGGCCGGCGGCGGGGGCGGCGGGCACGUCAAGUCUGCGCGCUACCGCCCCCCGGGCUUCGUCAGCCGGCCCGCGUCCACCUCCGUGUCGGCGGGUCCGCCCCCCAAACGCGCCGUCUCCGCCCCCGGCCUGCACCAGCCGCAGCCCGCCCCCCGCGCCAACGCGCCGGCCAGGCGCCGCCCCCAGCCGCCCACGUCGCUGCUGCCCUCCGGCGAGGACGUCGCGCAAGGGGAGGAGCCGGUGUCCACGUCGCUGCACCGGCCUAUUAGCAAGAGCGCCACGCCCUCGCCCGUCGUGGGCGGCGCCGCCUCGCGCAAGAACUCCACCAGCCUCAGCGUCGCCGGCGACUUCGCCGCCGCAGCCGCCGACGGUGACGACAAGCUGCGGCCGGGCCUCUCGCCUCUCGGGGCACGGAGCGAUUCACUUGCAAGUGUGUAUUCUGGUGCUGGAGAGGGUCGAUACGGAACUGUGGCAGUGCGAGGUGAAGUGGAGUUUGGCCUGCAAUAUAAUUAUAAAGCUGGAGCACUUGAAAUACUUGUAAAGCAGUGCCGUGAUUUAGCACCUGUUGACACCAAAAGGAACCGUUCCGAUCCAUAUGUUAAGGUGUAUUUGCUGCCAGACAAAUCUAAGAGCGGAAAACGAAAGACGAAAGUAAAGAAACAUACUCUUAAUCCUGUAUUUGAUGAAACCUUAAAAUUCCACAUAACCUUGCAUGGUUUGGAAACAAGAACCCUGUGGCUUACCGUGUGGCAUUCAGACAUGUUCGGGAGAAAUGACUUCCUUGGAGAAGUUAUGAUGUCUUUGGAGAAUAAGGUGUUUGAUGAUCCUACUCCACAGUGGUAUCCUUUGCAAGAAAGGACAGAACCAUUUGAUGACCUCCUCAGCUACAAGGGUGACAUAAUAAUUGGUCUCAAGUUUGUCCCUCCCGAUGUUACUGUUCAAAAGAAAGGCAAGAGAUCACGAGGGUCUCUACAGGUGCUGGUAAAAGAAGCAAAGAAUCUUACUGCUGUCAAAGCUAAUGGAACAUCUGAUCCAUUCUGUAAAAGUUACUUGCUUCCCGACAAAGGACGCAGCUCUAAGCAAAAGACGCCUGUACUUCGACGGACUUGUAAUCCUGUGUGGAAUUACACAUUCACUUAUGAAGAUGUCAGCUUACAAGAACUCUCAGAAAGAAGUCUGGAGCUGACAGUUUGGGACCAUGACAGACUAGCAAGUAAUGAAUUUCUUGGAGGUCUGCGAUUUAACCUUGGGACAGGCAAACACUAUGGGAAAUCUGUGGAUUGGAUGGAUGCAACUGGAAAAGAAAUGACCUUGUGGCAAAGUAUGCUGGAACGGCCUAACUUCUGGGUUGAAGGAUGUCUGACAUUACGUCCUUCACUUGAACAUCGCAGCACAAACUCAUAGUUUUAGUGGUUAAUGUAAAUGUUAGAGGUGCAUUUAUGCGGAAGUUUUAUACAGCUCUUUUAUUAUUCCUCAGUUGAUUUUGUGUAUUGAUAAGUUUUAUCCACAAGUAUGAUCAUUUGAAAAGAAUGGCCAUUGUGUCCCUUUUCCUUUAUUUUUUAAACGUUAGAAAUGUAAAUGGCUGUACGAUGUCUGUUCCUUCUAAGUGUUUAUUAAAUUAUUUUUAUAUGGAAGAUAGGUGAGCCUCAUUUCAGAUGAACUAGAGUAGCAUAUAAUGUAUUUUUGUAAAUGUAUUACUGUAAUAGUCCAUUGAAAGAAGUCAUUUGUUAAACUGAAAGUGAUAAUUUCUAUCCUUCAGUUUGAAAUGAGACUCAUAAGUGAGUUAAAUCUUUUUAUAUGGAUGUUGAUUUUGCUACCAACAAGAUCAUGAGGUAUACCUGUUUUGAGGUAAAAUAUUAUCUGCUCCUAUUACAAUAUCUUUAACAUAGGGUGAUUUGGUAUGUAAGAAAUAAUAAAUUCAGACUUGUACUCUGUUAACAUAUAUUUAAUCAUUAUUUAAGAGAAAACAUUGUUUACAUUUAAAAUAAUAGCAGUGAAUGUCCAUAUUUUUAUACAGUACCCAUACUACAGGAAAAUUAUUAUGUAUGAAAAACGGGAAUUUUAAGAGAAGCCACUAGCUAAGUAGGUGAACGCAUUUGUGUUCAUAAUAGUUGGAGGUAUGCUGAAACAGUGCUUCCUUUCUUGUGCUAAAAUAUAUAUUAAUUUGAUAAAAAUGAUAAAAUGUAAUAAUAAUUUGAUGUACAGGCUGAGAAAUCAUUCUCAAAGGAGUAUUACUCUUACAGUUAUUAUUAUACAUGUGUUGUCUGCAAAAAGUGAUUUAGAAAGAGAUUCUUAUUUUAGUAGUAGCUUCUGACUGUAUUGUUCCUAAGAAUUUGGGAUAAUUGUAUCAAUGUCUCUUUCGUAGCUGCAACAAAUUUUUCGGUGUUAUUGCUGUUUAAUGUGUGUGUUAAUUAUAACAGUAUGAACUAUGGCUCUUUAGAUGUACCUAAGUAAUAUAUAAAUGCAAAUACACUAAGAUAACCGUAAUACCACAGUAUGGGAAGGAAGAAAAUAAUCACGUUUUGAUGUGUACCUUCAUCUUCAAUAAAAGUGGCAAAAUGUUGCAUUAUUAGAAAAGUUGAAUAGUAACUGGAUUGUCUGUAUUUCAGCAUUACGUUCAGUUUCUUUUCUCUCUAAACAUACCAACUGUUUGGUUGAUUUUGAUAUUUUUAAAAUUAGUGUAAUAGCUUUUUGUAAAUCACUAAAUUGCUUCUUAAAAAAGAUACAUAAAGUAGAAUAUGUGUCUACUUUCUUUUCUACUAUUGAAAAAUUUCCUCCAGUUUGUUAGUUUUAGUGAACUUUUUACAAUUUUACAUUUACUUGCCUUUUAUACAUGUAACUCUAAAAAAGAAGCAUUCCACAAUCCCAGUUUCAGUUUUUGAUUAGGUAAUGGUGAAUUCAGUAAUUUACAUUACUAAGAUAACAGGGCACAAGACUAGUGUCUUCUUACCAUUAUAGUGGUUUGAAGUAUUGAUCUCUCAGACAUUGUCAUUGUAUAUAGUUAAAUCAUGAGUCGUGUUAUUUUCUAAUUGUCAAUAAAACACCAUAUAUAUUCUGUUUUAAAAGAA